This is a messenger RNA of Aspergillus thermomutatus, 918 nucleotides long. RefSeq names its product NmrA/HSCARG family protein. Bases 1 to 918 code for a protein of 305 amino acids. NCBI's taxonomy places the organism in Eukaryota, Fungi, Ascomycota, Eurotiomycetes, Eurotiales, Aspergillaceae. The transcript has 4 exons. The record is from RefSeq and is a predicted model, not a curated record.
AUGGGCGGACUGAUCACCGUUUUUGGAGCCACCGGAAACCAGGGUGGUUCCGUCAUCAAGCACAUUCUCGAGGAUCCUCAGCUUUCCAAAGAAUACAAGAUCCGUGGCAUCACCCGGGAUACAUCGAAGAAAUCGGCUCAGGUACUCGCCAAGAAAGGUGUUGAGGUUGUUUCGGCCGAUUUGAACUCCGUUGAGUCUCUCACCAACGCUCUGAAGGGGACUCACACCAUUUUCCUGGUUACCAACUACUGGGAAACUGCGAAUGGCGACAUUGAAUAUUCCCAGGGUAAGAAUGUGACCGAUGUGGCCAAGAAUAUUGGUGUCUCGCACAUCAUUUUCUCUUCGCUUCCUCAUGUGGCGGAGGCGACAAACGGAAGGCUGAGCCAUGUUCCUCAUUUUGACAGCAAGGCCAACAUUGAGAAAUAUAUCAAGAAAUCUGGACUCAAGAACACCAUUGUCCUUCCUGGUUACUUUAUGAGCAACCUCACUCAGAUGAUCACCAAGGGUCAGAACGGGGUGUAUCAACUGUUCUACCCAGUUGACGGUGAGAAAGCAAAGUUUCCCCUUUUCGAUGCCGCCGAGGACACUGGUCUUUUCGUGAGAGCCGCUCUCAAAAAUCUGGAUAAAUUAGAGGGAAAGCAUGUCCUUGAAGCUACUGCUUACUACACUCCUGUGGAGAUUGUCGAUACCUUCUCCAAGGUUACAGGGAAGAAAGCGGCCUUUGUCCGGGUUACUCCCGAGCAAUACAAGGCGUCAUUGCCGGAGGCUGUCGCUCAGGAGUACUUGGAGAACCACCUGUUUGUUGAGGACCCUGGUUAUUUUCUGGGAGAGAGUCUCGACGACAGCCUGAAGCUGCUUGAUUCUAAGCCCACUACCUGGGCUGAAUUCGUCAAGAAGAAUGCUGCUGCCUGGGACUGA